Molecule: messenger RNA, 771 nt
Organism: Penicillium argentinense
Lineage: Eukaryota; Fungi; Ascomycota; Eurotiomycetes; Eurotiales; Aspergillaceae
Exons: 2
Coding region: 1-771 (256 amino acids)
Cellular component (GO): outer membrane
Source: RefSeq, a predicted model, not a curated record
AUGGCGGAUCCUUACAACCCUUAUUCGUCAUACCAGUCGCCAACCCCGGGCGGGGUGAGCUACUACCCUCCGGACGAUCAAUCUCACCAGCAAGCAGCAUAUCCAUACCCGCAGCAGCAUCCACAACAGUAUCAGGAGCAGCCGCCGUUUGGAACCACUGAAUAUGGAAGCGCACCACCACCGGACCCAAACUACACUUACGCUCCGCAGCCGAGCCCAUACCACCUCGCACCGGACGGAUAUCAGAACAAUGCAUCGGACAGAAGUUACACGCCGGUAGGACAGCCAGAUUACCUCGGCCCCGUCAGCGCUCCAGGAAUGCCACCCCAGGGUACUGGGAAGGUGCCUGAGAAUAUGGGAUACUAUGACGGACAUCCUGCCGACCAGCCAAGAUACACUCCCUCGCACAGCCCGCAGCCCCCUCCCGUGUACGUCUCUGAGGCGGACAAAGAGCAUACCUCGAAGGAUGGAAACCCUCCCGGAAACGAAGAAGCAGGUCUGGAGGGCGACCGCGGUCUGGGAAGCUCGCUUGCCGGGGGAGCGGCGGGUUACUACUUUGGACAUAAAAGGGACCAUGGACUUCUGGGCGCGAUUGGUGGUGCUAUUCUCGGGAACUUCCUUGAGGACAAGGUGAAGGAUCAUCGACGGAACUCGAACGCGUCUUCCUCUUCGCAUGGCCAUCAUGGACAUGGUCAUCAUCACCACCACCAUCAUCAUCGGCAUAGUCGGAGCCGCAGCCAUUCUCGACACCGCGGAGAAGACGAUUACUGA